Letharia columbiana is the source of this 948-nucleotide messenger RNA. RefSeq lists its product as uncharacterized. The transcript is spliced from 2 exons. The record is from RefSeq and is a predicted model, not a curated record. NCBI's taxonomy places the organism in Eukaryota, Fungi, Ascomycota, Lecanoromycetes, Lecanorales, Parmeliaceae. Bases 1 to 948 code for a protein of 315 amino acids.
AUGAAGCUGCGUAGUGGAGCCCAAGUUGUGCAAUUUGUCAACGGCGGCAUCGCGCAGAAUACCAAGGUAUCUCAAGCGAUCGCUGAGCACAACGCGUCCUCCCCUCUCCUGAUGCUACCACAAGAGAUCAAAAACCGCAUUUACUACUUCGUCUGUGGAGGGCAAAUGGUGCACAUACUCCAAAAUGACAAUGACUACAACCACGCUCAUGGCGAUUGGUCCGUGAACCUCACCCACGCCAUAUGUAUCGAGCCUACCUCCGAAGAGCAGAUCCAGAAGGACUUUGACUCCGCAGAUUCGGAUGUAGCCUGGAACAUUGCUUCAGUUGAAGAUCGACAUAGGGACUGUUACAAACCUCCACCAGAGCAGGAGAAAGGUCCCAAGCGCAACCAGCUCAGCUUGACUCUACUUCGCUCCUGCCGUCAAAUUUACAUGGAGGCCAGUACGAUCCACUAUAGGAACAACACAUUCGCUAUCAACUGCCACGAUAUUCUUGAGCGCUUCGUGAGAGGCCGCUUCCAGAAUAAGCAGAACCUCGCUAUCCGAAGUCUUCACCUUGACGUCAGUGUCACCCAUGUUAGCAGCGUAGAUGCCUGGUCCGAAAAAAUCAACAAGGCGGUACUUAAGCGUCUCAAAUCUGUGCGGCAUCUCUACCUCAGCUUGACACAGGUUUAUUGUACAUGCUCUGUCGAUGUCUGCGCCUAUGAGGGAUCUGAGAUGACGGAACGUCAGGGCAAGAUGUUCAAGAAACUCAGCAAGCUGCCACUAAAGGAAGCGACUCUGGUCAUCGAUGAUGGAAUGUUCUUGAAGCCGCUGAACCCUCACUAUGCGAACUUUUAUGAUCAGAUGGAGCAGCAAUACCGCUGGACUUUGAGGCAAAAGCAGGAAUUCUCGAAGGAAGUUAGGGACGCCUUGCUUGCGCGAGGAGAUGUGAAGAAGAAAAAUUAA